Phaedon cochleariae (mustard beetle) is the source of this 770-nucleotide messenger RNA. Lineage: Eukaryota; Metazoa; Arthropoda; Insecta; Coleoptera; Chrysomelidae. The record is from the annotation of a GenBank genome assembly.
AUUGCCACCACCCUUGAAAUACAAAAAACCCUAAGCCAAAAUUAUCUCAUUCCGUGAAGUUCCGAUGUUUCAAGUUUCAAGUUCCAAGCACAAAGCAAAGCAUCCAUUUUUAAGAUUCUCCUUCUCCCUUCCCUUUCCCUUAUCCUGUUUCUUUCUUAGUUUAUGCACGUUGUAGUGUGUAUGCAUUUUUAGGUUAGAAUUUUUCCGAUCAAAAAAAGGCUGAGUUGGCUGAAUUCUUAACUAAUACGUAGAAAAUGUCAUCAGAAAAGGAAGCUAACCUUGAAAAACCUGGACAAGAAUCUGCUCCAGUCCACCACAUCAGAAUAACCCUAACUUCGCGCAUUGUUCGCUCCCUAGAAAAGGUAUGUUCAGACCUUAUCAAUGCAGCGAAAAAUAAAAAGUUGAAAGUAAAGGGGCCAGUACGUAUGCCGACGAAAAUUCUACGCAUUACCACAAGAAAAACACCUUGUGGUGAAGGUUCCAAGACCUGGGACAGGUUCCAGAUGAGAAUUCACAAGAGGGUCAUUGAUUUGCAUUCGCCUUCAGAAAUCGUUAAGCAGAUUACUUCUAUCAAUAUUGAGCCUGGUGUAGAAGUUGAAGUUACAAUUGCUGAUGCCUAAAAGAAUGUGAAUUGUGAAUGUUCCAUCUACACAAAAAUUAAAAUAUUUUGUUAAUUUGAUGCACAUUUGUUUUUUUGUAGUUACAGUGCAGACUCGAUAAUCCGAACUAAUAAAAACCAAGGCGAUUCGGAUCACCAAAAAAAUUCGGAU